This is a messenger RNA of Alternaria incomplexa, 1122 nucleotides long. RefSeq lists its product as uncharacterized. Lineage: Eukaryota; Fungi; Ascomycota; Dothideomycetes; Pleosporales; Pleosporaceae. The coding region runs from base 1 to 1122 and encodes 373 amino acids. Gene Ontology annotation, biological process: branched-chain amino acid metabolic process. The transcript has 4 exons. Gene Ontology annotation, molecular function: branched-chain-amino-acid:2-oxoglutarate transaminase activity. The record is from RefSeq and is a predicted model, not a curated record.
AUGUCAGACUUUCCUCCUCCACCAGUCGACACCAUUGACUGGAGCAACGUGGGCUUCAAGAUUCGGGAAGUCGCUGGCCAUGUUGAAUCACACUACUCUAAGGAGACCGGAAAAUGGACCCCUCCAGUCUUCGUCGAGGACCCAUUCCUGCGUAUCCACGGAAUGGCACCGGGACUAAAUUAUGGAAUGCAGUGCUACGAGGGCAUGAAGGCUUUCCGUGCACCAAACAACACGAUCAACAUUUUCAGGCCCAACAAAAACGCCGAGAGGAUGCAGCACUCAGCGUCUUUCAUUUCUAUUCCGGAGGUUCCGACAGACCAUUUCCUCGCCUGCUGCAGUAUGGCCGUGGGAAUGAACGCGGCGUACGUACCGCCCCAUGAAACAGGCGCCGCAAUGUACAUCCGACCCCUACUCUUCGGUAGUUCGGCACAACUUGGCCUGAAUCCACCCCAGGAGUACACUUUUGUCGUCUACUGCAUCCCAACUGGUGUCUACCAUGGCUCAAACCCAGUAGAUGCGGUUAUUCUUGAGGACUUCGACCGCGCCGCGCCAGAGGGUACUGGAUCAGCAAAGGUUGGCGGCAACUACGCUCCAGUAUUACGACAUAGCGAGAAGGCGUACAAGGCAGGCUACGGUAUCACCCUGCAUCUGGACAGUAAGACAAGGAGCGUUGUUGAUGAGUUUUCAACGUCUGCCUUCAUUGGCGUAAAGAAGGACGGCGACAAGGUCAAACUCGUCGCAUCCAAUAGCAAGAACGUCAUCCAGAGUGUCACAGGAGACAGUGUUCUCAGGAUUGCCGAAUCUUUUGGCUGGGAAGCUGAAUCUCGAGAGAUCGCCUAUGACGAACUCAAGUCCUUUGACGAGGUCCUUGCUGCUGGAACCGCGGCGGCUCUUGUCCCUAUCAAAUCCAUUACCCUGCCUUCCAAGGACGACAAGUUCACAUACGCAGAGGCACAGCAAGAACCAGGCCCAGCAUGCAAGAAGCUUCUUUCGACCUUGAAGGGUAUUCAACAAGGAAAGAUCGAGGACAAGCAGAGCUGGCUGUUCAAGGUGGAGAGGCCAGAGCAAUUCGGAAAGCAAGAUCAGGCAAAUGGUGCCAAGAUAGUUGGACAACUGCCUUAG